AUGCUAGAGCUAGAGCUGCAGGCGCUCAAAAUGGAGCUGCAAAGCACUUUAGCACACUUGGGCAUUGUGUGUGUAAGCUCUGACAACGACGUCAAGACUCGUCAUCAUGUCGAUAAUUCAUCUGUCGCAGUGACUGCAGAAAUGAAUGAUACACAAAGAAAUUGGAAUUGUCAACAGCAAGCGCAAACAACUUCCGAUAGGAAUCGGUCCAUUACGCAAUGGAAUCGACGCCGAUUAACAAAGGAACUGUCUGCUGUAUCGGCAAGACGAAGAGAAAUAGAGAUGCAAUUGCAGAGGGAAAUUGAACGAGAACGACAAGUCCAAGACCAGAAUCAACAGCAGCAAGACAAACGAAGGAGUAGCCGCAAAAGCGUGUGGCAAGCUGCAAUCCUUGAGUUGAAGCAGCAACGAGCACAAAUUUUGAAACAGAUUGAGCGUGAAACAGUAUCAGAUGUAGCGGAAGCAGAGGAGAGAGAAGAGACGAGACAGAGUGAUGUUCAGGAGACGGAAGAGAGGAACCGGAAUCAGAUUCCACUUCCGACGAUACCUCGACCACUUCAAAUGGUGAGGAGUAAUAAUGAGACGCAAUAUUCAAUUGGUGGAGUAGUGACGCUAGAGCCGUUGUCUUUAUCACAACAAACUCAAGUGUCAGUCAUGACAACUGGAGUGUCGUUGCAUCCCACAGUGGACGUUUGUUCUGUUGCAACUCAAGUGAGGGACUCACAUCCAAAAGUGAACUACCGUAGUACUCCGGACGCAAUAAAUGAUGUGUUCUUACUGCAGCUGAAAUUUGCUGAGACGAUGUCAAAGCUUGAAAAGUCGGUGCAGAUACGUGACCAGUUGCUGCAGCAUGACAGGACGUCGUGUUUGCCAAAGCGCAGGACAAGAACGCAAUUGAUAAACGAGACACGACAAGCUCAUCGUCGCAGUCGACAUAGAAAGCAGUCUAAUAGGAGUGAAGCCAGUAGCGAUUUGAGCAUCAUGUAUCAAGAGAACUGCAGUGAUGACUCGUUCAGUUCGAGCUCGGACUCCUUUUCAUCGUUGGACUCGACGCCGCAUCGUGACCACAAUGUUCGGGUAGGUUAUCCAAAUUUUGGAGUGUUGAGAGCGACUACUGCUAAAACGCUUGCACGAUCUACUUUGGGAUUGAAUGGAGAAAGUCUGACGACUGAGGAGGCGACCGACAGGGUGUGCACGGUAUCAGGAAGUGUUACAGCACAGUCUUUCCACGGACUUCGUGAGAAUGAUCGAAAUAGCGGUAUUGAGCAUACACCUUCUGACGAGCAAGGAUCGGAAGUUCGCAGGACACCAACAACCGAAAGCAGCGCAGCGACUCCGACCACCGGAAGUGAUCAAAAGUCUAAUUCAUCGCUGUCCAAGCAGGUUCGUUUCGGCGACGAGGCGUACUCUACCCCUGUGCUUGCUCGAAAGUUUAAUUUUGAUGGUCCAUCGAUCGAUGAAGAUGACUAUGAAGAGAAGGACGAGGAGGCGGGGAGUGUCUUAAGUUUUUUGGGUGGAUCUAGUGUUACCAGCUCGGAGCUGAAUGACGUGUCUUUUUUGCGGGCUUUUGAGCGCUUCCGCCGCGAGCUGAAUGCGACGCAGUCUUCGCUCCAACUUCCACUAGCGAGAAGGUUGUUUUCCGAAACGAAUGUGUCAACGACCAUUACAGCAACAAACAGUGCACCACAUGCUUUUGACUCUUCCGGUGAAGCACAUGCCUGUGACAACACACCGGCAUUCCCAUCGCUUGACGACUUAAGUAUAGAAGAGCUGCAAAUGCGACGAAGACAGCUAUGCCUAGACAUACAGGCCGAAAGUGCUCAACUUGUCCUGAACUGUGGUGGUGGGAUGCAGAAUGGGACUGCAGGAUCGCAGGAUGCAAAGCAAACUCAGAAUUGCUUGCAGAAGAUGAGGGAUGAACUUAAGGCUGUCGAUCUACGGUUGAAAUCACGUGUUUGA
Molecule: messenger RNA, 1959 nt
Organism: Peronospora belbahrii
Lineage: Eukaryota; Oomycota; Peronosporomycetes; Peronosporales; Peronosporaceae
Source: the annotation of a GenBank genome assembly